Myotis daubentonii (Daubenton's bat) is the source of this 6142-nucleotide messenger RNA. It is a transcript of the gene ZBED3, whose product is annotated as zinc finger BED-type containing 3. The record is from RefSeq and is a predicted model, not a curated record. Gene Ontology annotation, molecular function: DNA binding. NCBI's taxonomy places the organism in Eukaryota, Metazoa, Chordata, Mammalia, Chiroptera, Vespertilionidae. Gene Ontology annotation, biological process: regulation of transcription by RNA polymerase II.
AAGAGAAUGUGAGCUGUUUUAAGAGCGGGGUGACAGGGACAUGUGAGAGCUGAUUGUUCCAUUUCCAGAAACUUGGCAAGACACCUGUUUAACUGUCAGUUGCUUGAAAUCGGCCAAAGUGGGAGUACUUCCAGCAUGAAAACAACCACUACUACAAAUCAGGACUCCUCCCCUCACAUCACAGAGGGUGCCAGCACAGUGAGCCCUCCCAAAGGAGUUGAUCUUUCAGCCUGGAAUAAGGGAAACUGGUGGAGUAGAGCCAAAGCUGCCAGCAGCACAGGCCAUUUGCUUGAAAAUGAAUCUUCGUUGUAAAUCACUAACUAUAAGGUUCCAAAAGCUGACUGACGCACCAAUGCAUCCUUCCUACCUUUAUCUGCCAGACCUGGUUUAGGAGAUUCCUUCUAACUACCGGUGCCAUCACACACCUAGCACCUGAGAGGAUAAAAGCUGCAUAAGAGACCUAAGACAGGAAUCCAGGUCUUGGAAGGUUAAUGGAACAAAAUUACGUUUUUAAAAAGUCACUAAACGGCUGUUUCAUUUCUGAACUUGGCAAACAGGAGUCUUUCACUCGUGGAUAGUUUAGGAGUGACUCCCCCGUCCUUCCAGCUCCCCGUCCCCACUCCCCCCUCACCCCCAGGCGGAAACUAAGCGCUGUGCCUUUAAGGGGCCCAGCGGAGGUUUCCGUGCAGGACAACGUGUCUGCGAGGAUCCUGGCGGGACCGGACCCCGCACUCCCAGCCCGCAACCCGCACGCUCCAAGGAGACCGGCACGCUUUAGAGAGGAUGAAGAGCGAAGAGCUGAUGGCGCCCAUGGAAGAGACCUGUGGGCAGGAGGAUGCGGCGGUGGCGCAAGGCGACUCUUUCCCUGGCCUGGCGCCGGCGCCUCCCGGCCGCCUGGGGGCGCCAUAUUCCGAGGCCUGGGGGUACUUCCACCUGGCCCCGGCGCGCCCCGGACAGCCGUCGGGCUACUGGGCCACCUGCCGGCUGUGCGGGGAGCAGGUGAGCCGAAGCCCGGGCUCCCGCGCGGGCACCCCGGCGCUGUGGAGGCACCUGAAGAGCGCGCACCGGCGGGAGCUGGAGAAGAGCGCCGCCCGCCACUCCCCGCCCCCCGGCCCCGGCCCCGCCGCGGCUGCUGAGGGCGACUGGGCGCGCCUGCUGGAGCAGAUGGGCGCGCUGGCCGUGCGGGGAAGUCUGCGAGAGCGAGAGCUGGCGCGGCGCGAGGCGGCGGUGGAGCAGGGCGAGCGCGUCCUGGAGCGGAGGCGCCGGGCCCUGCAGGAGGAGGAGCGCGCGGCGGCCCAGGCGCGGCGGGAGCUGCAGGCUGAGAGGGAGGCGCUGCAGGCGCGGCUGCGGGAAGUGAGCCGUCGCGAAGGCGCCUUGGUCGCGGCCCCGCUGCAGACCCCUCUCAAAGAGGAGCCCGAGGGGAAGAGGGACGGCUACAUUGUCACUAAAGUCCACCUGUAGGUUUUGGCCGCUUCCCCAACCCCACGCCGGCGCUGCUCCAAGUGUGGCCCGCGGCCCAGCGCCUUCAGCCUCACCUGGGAGCUGGGUCUCAGGCCCGGCCUGCGGGGGAGUUGGAACCUCCAAUGGAGGGGCUUGAAAAGCGCUUCGGAAGCCUGAGCAGAACGCAGUCAUUCCGGCCCUGCGGCCACCUAGGGAGCCUGGGAGCUCCAGCAGCCCCCUUUGCUGUUGGCGUUUAGUUGGCGUCCGUGCCGGGAGCAGUUUUCCUCCAAAUGCCUUUGGAAACGAGAGCUCCAGCAGCCCCUCGAUUCUAAGUCAUCUGAGGCCUUGUACCUGGUGACUCUGAAAGGACAGAAGCGUCCUUACCCACCAAAGACCACUACACCAUGUGCCUGUACACCAGCCUGGACAAUCCAUGAAAAUAAGGGUAAAGCAAAAUUUAAAAAAAAAAGGUCUACUCAUUUUCUAAUGAGUAAACCUUUGAUGAGCAGCCUUUGCCCAACGCCAAGUUCUGAAAAAGGGGCCACUUGUUUCUACGACUGCUCUUUACCCGUAUCAUCUCAGGCCGCAGCAGUACAAUCCUAAGAACCCGUUUACUCUCCUCCCCAGAUUGCACAAUAUCAUGUGCACCUCCGUCUGUUUCACCUCAGCCGCCACCUUUCCCAGUUCAGAUCCAGUGGCAGCUGUAGUCAAUGUCCCCACUUUCUGCCUCACACCUGCCUCCAUACUAGCAAAACAUGACCUCAUCCUUCAUUGCUAUGAAGGGCGCAUCCCUCCCACCUGAGGCAACCUCCUCUCGUGUUUACAUCUAUUCCUUUUCCACCGUCACUGGCUCUUUGCUCCAUUAGUGUCCUUCUUUUCCUCUUAUUCCCUCCCUUUCCCCACACUUCCUCAGAAAUGCCCACUUUCCCUUGUACUAAAAAGAAAGAUUCCCUCAGCGGGGAGGCUCUUAAUUGAACCACCAUCCAAGGAGGGUCAAGUAGUCCUUGCUGCCCAUACUUCCUCCCAUGGUCAGCUUUCCAUGCUACACUGGACUCUUAAGAAGCCACCACAAUCUCACAGUGGCUGAAUGUGAUUAUUUAUUCAACCUUCAUUUUGCUUAAUCUCUCCCUUCUUGAAAUUUCUCCUUUGGUAGGGGGACCUUGCUUUUCCUCCACAGAACUCCUUUUCCUGAUAUAAACUAGUUCCCAAACAAUUUUUCUUAGUUCUAUUUUUUCUCAAUUUCUUAUAGACUGAAAAAUUUCAAACAUCCAGAAAGUUAAAAAACUAGUACAAUGAAUACCCUCCACCUAGACUGAACAAUUGUUAACAUUUUGCCAUAUUCACUUUUCCUUCCCUCCACCCCAUACAUGUUAUAUUUUAUCCCUAAGUAUUUCAGUAUGUAUCUCCUAAGAAUAAAGACAUUAUUCUACAUGAUUACAGUGCAAUUAUACUUAAGAAUAUAAACAAUUUCCUAAUAGCCUCUAAUAUAGUCCUUAAUCAAAAAUUCCCCAAUUGUCCCAAGAAUGUCUUUUUAUCUUUUAAACAACAGGGAUCAAAAUUAAUAUAUUACUUUUGAUUAUAACCCAUAAUCUUUUAACCUAGGACAGCCCCCUUAUUUGUUCUCCAUGACGAUACUUUUUUUUUAUUAAGAAUCGCAGCCAUCUGUCUUAUAGAAUGUCCUAUAUCUGGUUUUGUCUAAUUGUUUCCUUAAGCCAAUUUCUGCACUCAUUCUUAGCUUAUCUACCUGUAAGAGCUGCAAUAAUCACCUCCGUCCCAAUGACUCCCAAAUACUUCCAACCUUGAGUGUUCUGCCCCCACCCGUACUUUAUAGCCAAUCCCCUUCUACCUGUUUCCACCUCUUCUUGCAUAACUGCCACUGCAGAUGGAAAAGGCAAAUCUAUUCAUCUCCGCACCCCCACCCCUCACCUUUACUGUACUCUUAAAAUGUAUCAGGUACAUACACACUUUACAUGGAUUCUCUCAUUUUAUUCUCAUAGAGGCUCCAUGGGGGGGGGGGGGCGGGCGGGGUACUAAUACUAUGCCUGUUUUACAGCUAAGGAAGCUGACAUAGACAGGAGUUAAGUAACUUGUACAAGAACCCAGCUGUUAAGUAGUAGAGAGGAGAUAUAAGUCCAGUCUUUACCUCCAGAUGCCAGGCUCCUAGCUGAUGUAUUGCUUCCCUUGUUGUUGUCACCUGGCUGACACCUAUUUCCUUCCUAACUCCAAUUUCAUGUAGAACCAUCUGUGACAUUAACAUGCACUAAGCAAUGACCAUGUACCAGGUCCAUGCUAAAUACUUUACAAAAACAAUUGCUUGCCCUGCAGCAACCUCAUGACACUAGGUGCUCUUAUGCCCACUUUGCAGAAGAGACAGGCUCAGGGGAGCUAAAUAAUGUCUUCAGAGUCACACAACUACUAGGAGACAGAGUGGGACUUGAAAUCUAGUCUCGCUGAAUCCUACGCCCUGAUCUACUGAAUCUAUUUUUCACAAAAUAUCACACCUGUUUUCUUUAAGAUGCAAUUUAUCAAGCUCUGGCCUUAUUUUCACUCAUCUGGGGUUCAUCUUCCCACUCUUAUCUUCCCCCAUUGUCCCCUAACAUUCAUCUUGGCCAGAAAAAUUGUACUAAGCCAACACUGAUAUCACUUUUCUUGCUCAAAAGCCCCCCAAAUCACCUAUCAUCUACAAGCUUUGACUUUGUGGCCUGACAUCCAAGUCCACACGCCCUGGCCAGUCUUAGUUGUCCCCUCACCUACAUACACUCCAGCUAAAUUGGACUCCUUAUUCUUCCUGACAUGCCUGGUCUUGGUGCCUCUAUGCCUCUAUUCACCUUCUCUCCACUUAAAAGUCCCUUUAAUGUCUUAGUAUGAAAAAUCCAAGCCCAAAUUUGCCUGCCUACAUGAAGCUUUCCUUGGCUCCCUCUCUUUUAGAGAUGAUUCCUUACCGCUCUGAACUUUCACAGCAUUUUAUAUCUCACAACCCUUAGAAUCAACUAUCUAGCUUAUGAUUAUGUGGGUUCUUACCUCUCUUGCCUGACCCUGAGUCCUUGGAGUUCACUCAUCCUUCCACAACCACAAUGCCUUGCAUAAAAUAGCUGCUUAAUAAAUAUUUGAGAUGUCAAAUCCACUCAUAAAGUGUUUAAGAUUUUUACAGGUUAGUUUUCUCAUAAUUAUUAAUAUAACUAUUCAUUUAUCUUUAGUUCUCUAAGUAGAAUUCAUAACAGAAAAAAUAACUUGAAAUUGCAGUAAUUAUUUUUUAAAGCUAUCUAGUCAAUAAACAUUUAAUAAGUAUCAGUUAUUGUGUUUGAUUUAAAUCCAAUCAACUGCUCUAGCAUGUCAUUAUCGGGAAUGUCUUCCUUAAAACUAUUUUAUUCAUUACACAAGAUAAAUGUAAUGCCCCAAUCUGGGAAGAACAGCAGGAAAAAACAAUCCCACACAGUCCUGUCACCUUGGUAAAACUGCUAGUAACAUGUUAAUGUACUUUAUUCUUCUUUUGCAAUUGUUACAUUACUCUAAUAAUAGUAUAAGUUAUUUGUCUUAAGUACCAAUAUUUAACUUCUUUAUGUGGAUUUAUAAGUCAGAGUCCGAUUCACCAGGGUCAAGAAGUUUGUUUCCCUGCCAAGGGCACGUACAUGGGUUCCAGGGUUGAUCCUUAUCCCAGGUCGGGAGUGUAUGUGGGAAGCAACCAAUCAAUGUGUCUCUCUCACACAGGUUUCCCUCUUUCCCUUCCUCCACUCUCUAAAAUAUCAAUGGAAAAAAUAUCCUCACUCCUCAGGUGAGGAUUAAAAAAUGUCCAUGAGCAUAUUGGUCCAUGUCCAAUGGUCCUUGUUUUGGUCUAGUCAAAAACAUACAUAUUUAGAAAAUGUCCCUGGGUUCAAACAGCCCAUAAUGUUUGUUCAUACUUUUGGUUUAUUUAAAGGGUUAAUACAUAAUAAAUACUACCAUGUUUCAUUGGCCCAAUCAUUGUGUAGAGGCUAUAUUGCCAAUAACCCUUAUUGCUUCAGUAGCCGACCUGGUCUUAUAUAGCUCAUGGGGGUAAAAGAUAGGUCGGUGUGAACCACAUGUCUCCAUGGAUGUCUGGAACAGGACCAAAUAUCAAGGAUCUUCUGGCAGGGACCAAAUGUUUCUAUGGAUAUUUUGGAUGGAAGCAAAUGUCCUGCUAGGAUGUGGAUGGGAGUUCAAAACUAAUCCAAAAGACCUCAGAAAGAGCAGGUUCCCUGGGAUGAUUCCUGAGAGCAGAUGCACACAAGUCACAAAGGUUUGCCAAGUCAUUUUCCUUCAGGAUAGAAGUAUUUUUCUAUAAAAACAUAAAUGUCAUACCUGAUUUGCCAAAUGAGCUAAUCUAGUCAAAACUCAAUAUGAUUUGUGACUACAAAGUAAUCUGACCAAUCUUACAAGUAAAUCUAUCAAAGCCUGCCCAUCCAAGUACCUUCCCUUCAAAGCAGUCACCUUGGAAGAUACAGUUAUUCCAAAAACAUUUUCAUGCUUAAAACACUUCUGGAACUCCUCUCUUACAGUAGUUCUCAGUUGCUGGCACAUUCUUUAAAACAUCCUUAAAUUUGCAAAUAUUCGUCUUUCCAGGAAAAAUUUGAUUUUUUAAAAGAGGUGACAGUUAUUCAGAGCCCAGUCUGGUGAAUGUGGUAGGUGAUGAACUAAAUUAACUUUUCUGGAUAAUACAGCAUGAUUAUAAUAAACCAAUAAUAAU